Molecule: messenger RNA, 4151 nt
Organism: Amoebophrya sp. A25
Lineage: Eukaryota; Dinophyceae; Syndiniales; Amoebophryaceae
Source: the annotation of a GenBank genome assembly
AAGCAUAGGCGAACAACAGCGUGUGCACAUAAACAGAGAAAAUGAUUGAUUCAUAAUGUUGGGGUUAGACUUAGAUUUGGAGCGCAAGAGCUCAGAUAGCACACAUAAUGAAAAAUGUGACGAAAGAACAUGUUUGAAUUGUUAACUCGAAGCGUGUGCGGGAAAGCGUAAGCCAGGAAAUGGCGUUUAGUUGUAGCGGUACGUCAUGGAUUUCUGGCUGGGCGUGCAUACAUCUCCUUCACCUUACGAUGGUCGCCGGGCUUCGAAGGGUAACACGGGAGCAACGUGAGGAGCAGAGCAAGCGCCUUUUACUCCGGCGUGAAGGGCAGUAUGAGUGGGACCUCGUGAACCCUAACACGCAGGGUUUCAAGGUCAAAGGCGCUGAAGGGACGCCGCAGGUCGUGGCGCCAGAAUUGUUUAUGAGAUGGUGGAAAUUAUAGUCGCACAUGCUUUCAGUUUCAUGACGACCAAGACUCAGCUCAAGAGGUUACUUAUAUAUGUACCAGGGAGGGAGGCCCCCCCCCCUUAAGCUCGAGAAUGGGCCCCCCCCCUGCGGAUGGAUCUUGGGUGGACCACGCCAGAGGGGUCCAGCCUUGCCACCUUAUUGGCCAGGCCUGUCGAGGGGCUGCCGGGCGGGAAGGCCUCAAAGCGCCCACUUCUGACCCCUUCCCGCUUCUUGCAUGUACCCUACAGACCUGGCAAAGGUGGCAAAGGCAGGGCCCCGCUGCCUUGUUGCGUGUACCCUACAGACCUGGCAAAGGUGGCAAAGGCCGGGCCCCGCUGCCUUGUUGCAUGUACCCUACAGACCUGGCAAAGGGGGCAAAGGCGGGAACUCACCCCCAUGGCGUAGGGUUGGGCACAUGCAACACGCCAGAGGGGCCCAGCCUUGCCACCUUUGCCAGGUCUGUCGGGGACAUGCAGCACGCCAAGGGGGUGGGUCCCGCCUUGCCUCCUCUGCCAGCUCUGUCGGGCACACGCAACACGACAAGAGGGCCCAGCCUUUGCCACCUUUGCCAGGUCUGUAGCGUACAGGCAAGAAGCGGGAAGGGGUCAGAAGUGGGCGCUUUGGGGCCUUCCCCCCCGGCAGCCCCUCGGAAAGAGGGGCCGGGGCGGGGAGGCCCCCCCCCUUCAAAAAGUUAGAUCGGGGGGGGGGCCUCCCGCCCUGAGCCCUGGAACAUAUAAAUAUAAAUAUGGUUAUGAUCAUGUCAUGUUGAUAUUUUUUAGGGCUCUGACCAUGAUUGUAGCUUUGACCGUAUAUCCAUCGUCUCUCCAUAGAACUUCUGAUUAAGGAAUAAGUAACCCGCCCGAGUCCCAUGAUAUUUUCAUUCAUCUAGUACAAGAAAAAAGGCAGUAGCAUCUCCGAAGAGUCGGGUGAGGAUUUGAAUACCUGCAUCUUGACGAUCACCUCACUUAAGGCUUCCCCUAAUCCAUCUCUAUAGACAUCCCGCAACAGUAUGCAAACCAAUACAAGGGGAAUAGUGAGGCAUACGCUUGAGGGACCCCUACAGGGAUGAACUAGGGGAAGCACAAACUCACGAGAUUUCGGCGUUUCGUUGAGCGACAAACUGUGCACCUAUCUCGAAAAACGUCUUACCGCUGACAAGCCACCUCAGAAAUCAGGUCGAGACCUGGUCUUAGCCGUGUUACUGGCUAGCGAUCCGCAAUCCAAAGGGAUACCAGAGAAAUUGAAGAAACGAGUUCGAUUGGCGUACUCAUAGUAUACAUUCAUAGAAGAUGAAGAUGCUUAUAGUACGAUUACGACCUGCUUUUUUUUCAUUUUCGUUCCUGCGCAAAAAUUAUACUGAUUAUGAAAGAAGAAGAAACGGAAGAUUCUAUAUUGAGUUUUCAUUCAUCGUAGUAGGAGUUAGAGGUUCAAUUUCAAAAGAAAAGCCAAGCCACCAUUCUAGUAGACAUCCAGCGAAUAACGAACCAUUGUCAGGGAAUAUGCACCGUUCGAGGAUGCGGAUGGCCUUGGUUCUGUCGAUACAGCAGCAUUCAAAUCCCUGCCUCUAGCUUCACAGAAAGUUGCACGUGCUGAUGAUGACGAUGAUCUCGCGAUAGAUGACGAAGCAAAAGAACCUUUUGAGGAUGAAACCGCUGCAAAUGCAGAGGCGGCCGAUAAUGUUAGGAGGAAAGACUUCCUUGGUUUGUCUCCUCUUACAAAAUUUCACUCCGAUUACCUCACCAUUCGUGAAAACAUUGUGAACUUGAAAUUUGGAUAGACUCUACUGAUAGGUGAAGUUUAUCUUUGGCACUUAAGAACUUUCUACCAGCACAUCAGUCUUCAACUUCUCUUUCUCUUUCAUUCUUGCAGUCAAAAGCGUACCCACAGUGAACAGCGAGAGCCACACUGUCUACUCCAUCUGUCUGUACGGCUUUGUCUUCCUGUAUCUAGGUUUUAUGGUGUGGUUUCAAUCAUGGAGCACUGCAUGGAUUAAGCAAAAGGAGGACGAAAUAUCACAACGAGGAGGUGACGGUGAUGGCCAAAAGAGGAAAUCGUCGAUGUCAGGAGAUAAAGAAUCGGAAACGGAAAAACGACCCUCAGUAGAAGAAGAAAAGCCAACUACUGGUGAAGGAAAUAUGCCAACUUCUGCGGGUGAAGAAAUUCCGCCAGGUGGUAGUGCUGAACAGCAGAACAAUGAUACACCUCCUGUGGAAACAGGUGAGCAGAACGAAGGCAAAGCAGAGGGUCCAGCACAUGACGACGAUGAAGAUGAAAUGGCUCGGCAGACUGCGCAGCUCCUCCAGAAAUCUUCAAAAAUUCCACCGGUUGCCCCAGCGGCGGUGGCAUCUGAGGGCGAAGGGCAUGAACACGUGAUUGAGGAAGGAAGUAAUGAGUUUGAGGAUAAUCUUCAGAAAAAACAAUUCUUCCCAGUACCAGCUGAGCACGAGGAAGCGAAACAGCAUCUGCAACUGCUAAACAAAGCGAAACCAAAGGCUCACCAUGAAUUGGGGUUCAAACCUGGUUAUGGCUCUAGUACAACAACAAUAAGUUUCUUGUCCCUCAAGCUCGAUAGCGAAAGGCAGAACUGGUUGUUUUGCAUUGUCUCUUCGUUGCACUAAGUUUUUUUUUACAUUCCAACAUCAGACUUCUUAUCUUUGUAAUCUCACUAUAUUUCUUAAUCUUCUAGUACGGUCUACACGCUUACUACUGGAAGAUUAACAAGAACCUGGAUAUGCUGGAUCGUCGUUCUUCCAGUUUUUUUCUGCUCGUCCAUUAAAUACGCCUCACCAAAAGAGCAUAACGAGUUCUUCAUCUCUAAUUCUGAGUUAAGGGUUUUGGCAGUGGCAAGAAUGAGGCGAAGAUGGAAGAUGCGAAGGAUGUGAUGCUAGAGGAGUUAGCUGAAGAGUUUGGAGGAGCCGUUGAGGGCGAAGGAGCAGACGUGGAUGAAGGCGGAACCUUUGGUCUUGGACCGGAUGUUAAGGCAUGAUGCAAGUCAUUUCUAAGGGACUUUUUCUUCUGUUUCCUUCGUGGGAUUCUGAAGAAAUGCACGGAAGGAAUAAAUUGCUUUCACGUCUAAGGACGCAACUAUUUUGCGAGGCACUUAUGGCCUAGGUGAAGAAACGAGUCCGAUCGCAAAAAAGCCGAGCGCUUUUGGAGCUACUGGCGGCGGAUCGAGCGUCUUGGGUGGAGGAUCAGCUAGCGUCUUGGGCGGAUCCAGUGCUUUAGGUGGAGGUUCCAGUGCUUUAGGUGGAGGAUCCAGUGCUUUAGGUGGAGGAUCGGCCGCUCUGGGUGGAGGAUCAAGGGCUUUGAAGGGAGGAUUGAACAUAUUCAAAACAGGGACCACAAGCAGCGUUGCGAAAGGAGGAAGUGGUUUCGUAGCGAACUCAAGUGCUCUAGGCAAGAGUUCAAGUGCUCUAGGCAAGAGUUCAAGUGCUGUCGGAGUUAACUCAAGCGUCUUGGGUGUGAGUGCAAGCGAAAUAGGUGCGAGUUCCAGUGCUUCAGGCUUGGGAUCGAGCACUCUUGGGGCAUCGAAUCUAGAGAGAGCCAGUAAUGGAGGAAACGAGGGGAAAGGCUUUGGCACGGGUUUCCUAUCGUAGAACAAAACGCAAAGAGCGAUUAUAUCACAUGUUAAGACUUCUAAGAAAAUGCACUUAAUUUUUCGAGUUCGGGAAAGACAAGGCAAAUCUCUCGAACAUGACAACUGAAC